ACGUCGGUUGAUUUUCUACCGAGAGCGAGGAACACCGUCGUGGAAUUAAAUCCGUGAGGAGAUUCAUUGGCUCGCGAGCGAAGGAGGUUCGUGAUGUAUCAGGCAGAGCCACACCAAGUUUCCACGGCAACUGGAUUUUCCUGGCAGGCCGAGGACGGCCACGCGGAUUGGUCGGGCGAUCUCGCAGGAAACGGUGCCGGGAAAGACGAAACCGGAAGCGGCGGAUUGCGAAGCGAAGAAAAGCAGCAACUAACUGACAACAAGAGAGUGCAAGAGAGAAGUACAAAGAACAAGAAGUCUUCUCAGCCUUCUUUCAAACUUUGUCAACUUCGUGGUAUCAAUCCUUCGCGAAAGAUGAGGACCGAGAGAGGAGAGCCGAGAAGGCGAAGGAUAUACACGAGAGGGAGUCUUAAUUGGAGUCUUGCUUCGCAUCUGCGAAUCAAAUAUCAUUACACUAAAGGGGCAGAUGCAGCGGCAGCGGGAACAGAAACAGCAGCAUCCCUCUUAACCACCCUUGGCGGAGCCGCAAGAAGCGAGAAGACCCUUCGGGGUUGGAAUCCGGUGAAACGAUAUCCUAAUGGGACCGUGACAGGGACCUGUCCGGUGGUCAGAGGUCCAGAUGACGAACCGGAAAUCGGGUCACAGGGGUCAGAAUGCGGAGCCACUGGACGCCGGACUGCGAAUCUGGUUCUGAAACGACUCAAUUCUCCUCGACGUUCGACCUUUGCUCCCAGGAUAUAA
This is a messenger RNA of Heterotrigona itama, 741 nucleotides long. The record is from the annotation of a GenBank genome assembly. Lineage: Eukaryota; Metazoa; Arthropoda; Insecta; Hymenoptera; Apidae.